CUCAAGCCCCAGCACCGCCUUCCUGUGUGGUUUCAGCUGCCCAGAGAGUGUCAUGGACUUGGAGAAGCCAAUGAAAAGCGUGCUGGUGGUGGCUCUCCUUGUCAUUUUCCAGGUGUGCCUGUGCCAAGAUGAGGUCACAGAUGAUUACAUCGGAGACAACACCACAGUGGACUACACGCUCUUCGAGUCCGUGUGCUUCAAGAAGGACGUGCGGAACUUUAAGGCCUGGUUCCUCCCAAUCAUGUACUCCAUCAUCUGCUUCGUGGGUCUGCUGGGCAACGGGCUGGUCGUGCUCACCUACAUCUAUUUCAAGAGGCUCAAGACCAUGACUGAUACCUACCUGCUCAACCUGGCCAUGGCGGACAUCCUCUUCCUCCUGACCCUUCCCUUCUGGGCAUACAGUGCGGCCAAGUCCUGGGCCUUCGGUGUCCACAUGUGCAAGUUCAUUUUUGGCAUCUACAAGAUAAGCUUCUUCAGCGGCAUGCUCCUACUUCUUUGCAUCAGCAUUGACCGCUAUGUGGCCAUCGUCCAGGCCGUCUCGGCCCACCGCCACCGUGCCCGCGUCCUUUUCAUCAGCAAGCUCUCCUGUGUGGGCAUCUGGAUGCUGGCCACUGUGCUCUCCACCCCAGAGCUGCUGUACAGCGGCAUCCAGAAGAGCAGCAGCGAGCAAGUGCUGCGGUGCUCUCUCAUCACCGAGCACGUGGAGGCCUUGAUCACCAUCCAGGUGGCCCAGAUGGUGGUGGGCUUUCUGAUCCCCCUGGUGGCCAUGAGCUUCUGCUACCUUGUUAUCAUCCGCACCCUGCUCCAGGCGCGCAACUUUGAACGGAACAAAGCCAUCAAGGUGAUCAUCGCCGUGGUGGUGGUCUUCAUAGCUUUCCAGCUGCCCUACAAUGGGGUGGUCCUGGCCCAGACGGUGGCCAACUUCAAUAUCACGACCACCAGCAGCUGUGAGCUCAGCAAGCAACUCAACAUCGCCUACGACAUCACCUACAGCCUGGCCUGCGUCCGCUGCUGUGUCAACCCUUUCUUGUACGCCUUCAUCGGCGUCAAGUUCCGCAAUGACCUCUUCAAGCUCUUUAAGGACUUGGGCUGCCUCAGCCAGGAGCAGCUCCGGCAGUGGUCGUCCUGCCGGCACAUCCGGCGUUCCUCGAUGAGUAUGGAGGCCGAGACCACCACCACCUUCUCCCCAUAGAGGUUCCCCUGCCUGGACUAGAGGGACCCCUCCCAGGGCCCCCGGGUCGGGGACAGGGAGCUGAUGACAUGACUUGGGACCCAAAAGCUACUGAGGGAAACGCAGUUCUUCUGGCCAUUCCAAGGCCCGUCUGAUGGUGAAAACCCGUGCCACAGAAGACAGAUGAACCCCGACCCGAGCUACCUCAACCAAGUUUGCAAAGAUAUGUGGCUGAUACAGCUAAAAAGUACAGCAACACUCCAACACCAAGACUGUUGUCCCCAACCAAAAACCAAAAGUGAAAGUCAAAAAAGUUCACACUUCUUGAAUCAAAGGGAUAGGUGUUGAUGAGAGCCAAGGUGGUGGAAGGACCUGGGGAGCCCUCAGAAUGAAAUUUCAAGGGCUGAGGCAAAGUCUUCCAGAAAACAAGGCUUUGUCUCCAAUACUAGAGGUGGUGGGGAGACUUCUUGGCUUGUCAGGGAAAGGAGGACGCCAAUAGGUCAACUAACUCUCGGAAUCCUUCCCUCCAUCUCUUUUUCCACUGUCAUCCAAGCCAGCAAGAAAUGGCAGUAUCCAACCUCCCUACAAACAUACUUGCCCCUCUCCUGCUGCCUCUUCUCCGGCUGUUGCCCUCCCAGGCUCUCCACAGGGAGGGGUGUGGUGUUUCCUACAGACCAGGCCAGCUGCCUCCAGCCAGCCAAAGCCAUGUUCCCAGCCAGGGCUCUGGGAUGGGGAUGAUGCGUGGCCAGACCUUCUCAGGUCUCAGCUCUGCUAGGAUGGAGGAGAGGGGAGAGGGAAAGGGUAGGGGCCGGGGCGUGGGUGACAAAGCUGGCUGCAGAAGGCCAACGAGCUGUUUCUUUGUUCUUUGUCACAGGGACAAAAUACUUUUCAUCCUGUUCUGCUUUCAAUUCAUUAAGAGAGCACAUUUUACUCAUACACAAAUAAAAGUUUUCCCUUGAGGAAACAACAGCUUUAAA
Messenger RNA from Rhinolophus ferrumequinum (greater horseshoe bat), 2148 nucleotides. It is a transcript of the gene CCR7, whose product is annotated as C-C motif chemokine receptor 7. Gene Ontology annotation, molecular function: C-C motif chemokine 19 receptor activity; chemokine (C-C motif) ligand 21 binding; chemokine (C-C motif) ligand 19 binding. The coding region runs from base 53 to 1192 and encodes 379 amino acids. The record is from RefSeq and is a predicted model, not a curated record. NCBI's taxonomy places the organism in Eukaryota, Metazoa, Chordata, Mammalia, Chiroptera, Rhinolophidae. Gene Ontology annotation, biological process: immune response; G protein-coupled receptor signaling pathway; chemotaxis. The transcript has 3 exons. Gene Ontology annotation, cellular component: membrane.